This is a messenger RNA of Mus pahari (shrew mouse), 1572 nucleotides long. RefSeq names its product chromosome 23 C12orf65 homolog (gene Mtrfr). Bases 200 to 754 code for a protein of 184 amino acids. Gene Ontology annotation, cellular component: mitochondrion. The transcript is spliced from 3 exons. Gene Ontology annotation, biological process: translational termination. The record is from RefSeq and is a predicted model, not a curated record. Gene Ontology annotation, molecular function: translation release factor activity. NCBI's taxonomy places the organism in Eukaryota, Metazoa, Chordata, Mammalia, Rodentia, Muridae.
CUCUAACUUAACAGGAGGUCUUUUCCAGCCUGGUCCCUGAGCUGCGUUGUCUGGCCUCACUUUACCCGACAUUUAAGGAGAUCGGCUGUGUGUGUGUCUCUCCGAGCACUUGGCGCGAGGAGGAGAGGAGAGUUCGGCUGCUCUGGACAAGAUAGUUCCACAAAGGCCCAAGGGGAAACGGGUCCUGCCACACCAAGCCAUGUCUUCCGCAAGCACCUGGGCUCUGCUCCGCCUCCCUUCACCACUGAUCAGGAUAUGCUCUGGGAAGUGGGGGCUCAGGCGUCAGGAGAAGCCAGCACUGCUCUUCCCAGGAACGGCUGCCAGCGCAGUCCAGGUGGCAGGCAGGAAGGACUACCCUGCCCUGCUCCCCCUGAAUGAGAGUGAGCUCGAAGAACAGUUCGUGAAGGGACAUGGCCCAGGGGGCCAGGCCACCAACAAGACCAGCAACUGUGUGGUACUCAAACAUGUGCCCUCCGGCAUUGUGGUCAAGUGCCACCAGACACGAUCUGUGGAUCAAAACAGGAAGAUAGCUCGGCAGGUCCUCCAGGAGAAAGUGGAUAUUUUCUACAACGGUGAAAACAGCCCUGUUCACCAAGAGAAACUCGAGGCUGAGAGGAGAAAGCGAGAGAGGAAGAAAAGAGCGAAGGAGACCCUGGAAAAGAAGAAAUUACUGAAAGAACUGCGGGAAGCAAGUCAAAACGUCGCCGAGGAAAAGGCCGGUGCUGAUGGUAUACCAAGGGGCUCCCGGGAAUAGAGGCCGCGGUGCCCGGCUCCAGCAUCUAAAGAGAACAUUCUGGAACUGGGCAUGGUGGCCUAUACUUGCAGCCUCAGCACUUGGGAGAGCUAAGGCAGGAGGAUUGCUGCAAGGUUCAGAACAACCUCACCUAUAUAGCUAGUUCUGUAGCAGCCUUUCCUGUAUGCUGAGACUGUCCCAAAUGUGUAAGUAGGAGCUGCAGAGAUAGCUUAGCAGUUGAGAGAGCUCGCUGUUCUUGCAGAAGACUCAGGUACAGGUCCUAGUGUUUCACAUGGAGUGGCUCACAACCUGCUGCCUGUAACUACAGCUCCAGGGGACCCAGUACCACCAUCUGGCCUCCAGGAUAAAAUACAUGCUCAUACACAAAAAAUCCUUUUAAAAAUAUCAUUCUGAUGGACUUAACCACACUUUUAUCUGCAUGUUCACAUGCAUGGCAGAAGAGGGAAUCAGAUCCCAUUACGGAUGGUUGUGAGCCACCAUGUGGUUGCUGGGAAUUAAACUUGGGACCUCUGGAAGAGCAGGCAGUGCUCUUAACCACUGAACCAUCUCUCCAGCCCCUAGACUUAUUUUUAACUAGUGGAGUGUGGCAUGUCCACAUGAGUAUGGGUGCACACUGAGGCCAGAGGAGUCAGGUCCUCUCAGAGCUCCAGUCACAGAGGUAGUGAGCUGCUCAACGCUGGUCCCCACCCUGGUACUCUUCAGGAACAGUUUGCACCUUCAACACUGAGCCAUCGCUUCAGGCCCAGCCAUCAGUUUUGUUUGUUUUUUUUAAUGAUUUAACUUUUAUGUAUGUUGUUCUGCCUGCUUGUAUGUGUGUG